GUUUCGUCACUUGUGUGUGGACUACUACUAAUAUUGGAUCCAUCGACUGCCCUUACGCACGACCGUUACGGCAAGGAAAAGUUGUCCCUGGCUUUUUCAAGCACAAUGCCCACGCUUCAUGGCGCUUAUCAUCUAUCACCAUGCCUUUAGCCUAUGUCCGCCUCGCCGAUGCUCCAAAGAAAGGGAAAUCGAUAAGGUCCGCCUUCGACAGCGAGAGCUUUGAUGCUGAGGGGACGAUCCAUGUGGAUGGCUUGGUGGGAUCCGCAACGAUCUCGCCGUCGGGCCGAGAUGUUGCUCUUGCAUCACCCGAAGGUCUUGCCAUCAUAGACCUCGACUCACCAUGGAGCCCCCCGCGCCGACUGAGCAGCCACGGGCUUCCGUGGCUUGUGGUUGACGUGCAGUGGUCCCCCUUUGCCGCACGCGACUACUGGGUUGCUUCCACGGCGAACCAUCGCUGUCUAGUGUGGAACCUGAACAAGCGAGACGACUCGUCAUCGGGCGCGAUAGAGCAUUCCCUCCAGGCCCAUAGUCGGGCCAUUACCGACAUCAACUUCUCUGCUCAUCACCCGGAUUCUCUCGCGACGUGUGCCGUUGACGGAUAUGUCUACUGUUGGGAUCUGCGAAGGCCGAGACAGCCCGUCCUGGCCUUUUGUGACUGGUUCGCUGGUGCUACGCAAGUCAAGUACAACCGUCAAGACCCCCACGUUCUAGCCUCCGCCCAUGACCGCUGGCUCCACAUAUGGGAUACCAGACGCGCUGCAGAACCUCUGAAGACCAUCGGUGCCCACAGGUCCAAGAUCUACGGCAUCGACUGGAACCGGACGAAGUCCACCUGUCUCGCUACGUGCUCUCUGGACAAGAGCAUCAAGUUCUGGGACUACGGCCAGGAUGAUGAGACGCCCCAGAGGGUUAUUCGCACCGACUUCCCAGUGUGGCGAGCGAGGCAUACUCCCUUUGGCCACGGGUUGUUAGCCAUGCCUCAAACGGAGCCAGGAAACUUGUACCUUUAUGACCAACGCUUCGAUGCCGAAACCCCCGUGGAUGGCACGGUGAAGCCUGUGGCCAUCUUCCCUGGCCAUGGCAACCACAAAGCCAAAGAAUUUCUCUGGAGGAGCCGUGGCAGUGUAAGCGCCGACGGCAUCGAUAAUCGUGACUUCCAGCUAGUCUCAUGGGGCGAAGACAAUGAGUUGCGACUCCACAAGGUCGAGCCCGAGCUUCUGGAAUCCGUUGGUUAUGCAAAGGGAACGCCGGUGAUGAAGAACCUUAUUCUCACCCGAAAAGGUGCCACUUACAAGACCUUCCGUACCGUUGACGAUACUGUCCAUCGCGACCGAAGGAAUGCGACCAUGAGCGACCGGCCCGGCAGCGGCGAGCAUUUCCGCCAGAGUCCCCUCACACCUGGUCUAAACAGCAACCUCCGUCGUGUCGGUCCGUCUUGGAGGGCCACGUCGAUGAAGGCGAAGACGAAUACAAGCAGGCAUAUGGAUAAGACCCAGCUCCAGAUCGGCUGGAUGCGGGGAAUCACCAUGUCGAAAAAGAAGUCGACCUCAGGCGCGCCGGGUCGGGUCGGUCCGGAAGACCCGGGUCUGUUCAGCCCUGGCUACGGUGGCGGAUGGGGCGAGCCCGAGCCUAUCCAGGAUGAAUUGCUGCGUAUCAGUAACCAGCUUCCCAACGUAAAGUGGGAAAACAUCGACAUGGAUUCCCUCACGCUGAACGCUUCCCUGAAAGGGCCAUGGGGCGUUGACCGCGAUACGAUCUUCAUCAAAGUCAAGGCGGACAUUCCUACCGGUUACCCCAAGAACAAGGCCCCGAGGUUCUAUGUCGAGAAGUCUUCGUUCAUGCCAGAGGAGACGCACACGAAGAUCGAGCAGGAGCUGCAGGAGCUUGCAACCCGCUUCUUGCAGCGGAAGCAGAACUGCCUCUACCAGGCAUUUACAUAUCUGCUUGGCGAGGCUGAUCUGGAGUCCAGUACUACUUUCUUCAGGAACGUGCGAGAUCUGGAUGAUGACAUGGACGCACUGGCUGAUGAAAGCUCCAGCGAAGAGGAUGAGGACGAGAUCCCUACUGGCGGCUCCGCAUCCAUGUCGCAAGAGCUCAGCGCCAGCACUGAACUGGACCCUUCGGCCACACUGGUUUCCGCCCAACGACAGGCCGCCACUCCAUUGCCCUUCUUCUGCGGGGCCCGGUUCUCCAACGAUGGCAGGCUGGUGUGCUUCUUCCCGACAAAAGAGGAAAAGGCAAAGGCACUGUUCGGCCUUCCCCACCCAGAGUCGCAUAAGGAGCGGCCGAAAGGGGAACCUACCUUUGCGGGCUUCGGGCGUCUAACCCACGACUCACCCCCUCCCAGACAUCGGCUCUACGAUGAGACGUCUGCAACAGAGGACCAGUCGGAUGAAUCCGAGGACUCAGACUCCACGUCAUCCACGGACUCCGAACACACAACUGUGCACAAAGUCAACCUAUGGUACCAUCCGGCGCACCGUUUCCGGAAGACCUGGAGCACCAACGAGUCUAUACGGUCCAGCGGGGGAGGGACCGGAACUGGUCCUGGCACGGGGACUGGCACCGGAGCGAGCCGGAAGAGAGCCGGCAAACCGAAAAACAUCAUCACCAUCCACGACCUGCAAAGCGAACUGCCGUCAAAGAAGCAGUUUGCUCAGGAAUAUGCCAUCUUCGGCGACGGGGGCGAUGUGUGCACCCACAACGCGUCGGUUGCAGAGAAGUACGGAGAGGAAGACCUUAUGCAUGUCUGGAAGUAUGCUGCUCUUCUCCUUCGGAGAGACAUCCCCCUGGAGAUUCACGGCCUCCAAAACACAGGACAGUCGGUGCUUGUCAUCGCCAAGGACGCUGUUACUCGUGCCAGCAGUGGGGAUGGGGAUGGGGAGGGAAACCAAGCCACCACCCCGCUCGCCGGGCGAGUCAAAUGGGGCUAUCACCCCCUAGCCCGGGAGCUGAUCAAUGACCUGUUCGACUAUUACGAGAAGAUCGCCGAUAUCCAGAUGUUAGCGAUGCUGGCAUGCAUCUUUGGGGAUUACUCCAUCGAAGAGGAGACAGCCAUCGCAGCAUCGCAUCUUCCCCAACCGAAAACGCCCCUGCCGAUGAAAGCACCUUCAUUCUCGCUCGAGUACUUUCCUACGGAUCCUGCACUCUGGAACUUGAACCAGAAGAGCCAAGCCAGUUCGGCCAUGACGACUCCCGGGACCGCCAAUACCCCGGCCAUCUACUCGGGCCCGCCCAGCUCAGACGAAAUCCCUAGUUCGGCCGAGCCGAGGUCACACUCUUACUCAUGCGGAGAAACACCGCCAAAUGCCGCUCGAGAGCAGAUCCGGACCCUCGGUCAGACUCAGAGUCUGUCUACUUCACCCAGCAAUCGGCUGUUCCACCGCUCCAACUCGACCGUUGCCGCCGCAAUCGCCGCCAGCCUCCCGCGAGCGCUUGCCGGCAUCGUCUCCGGGUCGCCGCCUGAGCCUAUCCGAAAGCGGCCGAGCCCCGCUGAGACCACGCUGAGCAAUCUCCUUCCUCAGGCGGCUGCUUGGGCGAGCUCGACCUUGUCCGGCGCUGGUCCGGACACCCCCGGAACGUCGCGGACAUCCUUCUCGGAUGACUAUGACUGGAAGGACGAUCUGUUUGCCAUGGUUCCAGUCUCGGUAUCCUGCAUUCCGGAAAACCAAGGCCUCUUCGACGACGACGGCUGGAUUUCCACCCCGCUAAUCGACUGCAGUCGCUAUCAGAUGUACUCCAACUAUCGCUACGCAUACGCCGAGAUUCUUCAAAUGUGGGGUCAGCCCCUAUCCCGCCUCGAGAUCAUGAAAUUCGACGUCCUCAGAGAAGAUAAGCUUGCGUCCAUGACAGAAAAGACUAAAACCCGCGUCCCGAACAAUUCCCCGCCGUUCUAUGGCGCCGGGGCCGCAUCGCCGACCUCCCCUUUCGCCGAUCGUCGACAAUACCUUCAAGAACUACUCUCUUCGGGCCGCGGCGUAGAUGUGACGGGAUUCUGCCGCAUCCACGAGGGCGUCCCUCUCGAGCCGGCCGAGUACAUUCGCCCAGCACACACCCCGCCCGACGGAAGCGACAUCCACACGCCCGUGGUGAACGGCGCAGUCGGCGUCUGCCACCGCUGCACGGCUGAGCGCGAGUACAACGACCUCGUCCCCCAGACGAGGAUAGACUGUGUCUACUGCUGGCAGCCCGUCAUCGGCCUGUACUCGCCCUGCCUGGCGUGCGGGUGCAUCGCGCACGACGCGUGCAUGACCGAGUGGCAUGUCAUGGGCGGCACCGAGUGUCCCCUUGGACACGAGUGUCAGUGCGUUGAGGAGGCGAGCAGCGCAUCACGGGGUACUUGGGCGGGCCUGAGGGCGGCGGUGUGGCUCGCUGGCGACGGCGACGGCGGUGGCGGUGAUACCGAACGGGAGAGGGCCGGGUCUGCGGGGGGCCGAGAAGGAGACAGCAGCACUACCCGGUCCACCAGGUCGACGCCGGCGAGGUCACGGCGCAAGUCGGCACCGGCGGACGCUGCAAAGUUCGGCCAUAUGCUUCGCAGGACGUACACGAACGACAUAUCCUCCUCCAGGUCUGGGACAGAGGGCGGCCACGGUACUGAGACUUCUCUGACCACCAGCCGACCGGGCAGCUCGUCCACCCGGAGGAGAGGGCAGGAUGACGGAGCUCUCGACAGCCCAACGGACCGCGAGAGUAGUGUGGCGCCGUCCGGUCAUCGUGGCAUCCCGUUUGUCUCGGCCGCCGGAAUGGGCAUGGGUAUGGCCGGCGGACUGCUUGCGGGUGUGAAACCGCCCCCGAGAGGAGAGGAGCCGAUUUCGGCGGCGCAACUGAGCUUGGGGAAGAGGCUGAAGAAGCAACUUGAAGAGUCUGGAAGACCGGGAGUGGCAAGGAGGAAUUCAGGCGGGUUGGCGAUGUGGAGCAAGUCGCAUAAUGGUAGUGGUGUGUAAUGUGAAUGUAAAUGUAGCACAGAGAUGAUGUGUAUGGUGCUUGUACCCCCUCCUGCACUGUACACACUACCCCAUAUAUUUAUUUGCCUUGGCUUGAGGCGGUUAUAGUGUUGGGAAAAGCAGGGACCCUUUUCACCUACUCUGCUUAUUUACAGUUUGCGGGAAUGCAUUUAACAUGUGAUACCAUGUUGCCCAUUGAUCGGGUAUAGUACUGGUAAUGUCGAAGGGAUGAGGUCCUGGUAAGAACAGACGGAAAUGGGCUAACGGUUGUCUUUACCAUUAACAAUAUCGAAGCCAGGGAGCGAGUGCAGAAACAUCAUCUGUCCAACUCAUUACAUCUUCAUACUUCCUCGUUGAUCGUAUUGGCUAUACACUUUGACCUACAUUCCGCCCUCACAGCCGAGCUGAGUCUGACAUCGAGC
This is a messenger RNA of Chaetomium strumarium, 5368 nucleotides long. RefSeq lists its product as uncharacterized. NCBI's taxonomy places the organism in Eukaryota, Fungi, Ascomycota, Sordariomycetes, Sordariales, Chaetomiaceae. The transcript has 2 exons. The record is from RefSeq and is a predicted model, not a curated record. Gene Ontology annotation, biological process: cellular response to amino acid starvation; positive regulation of TORC1 signaling. Gene Ontology annotation, molecular function: protein binding; signaling adaptor activity. Gene Ontology annotation, cellular component: Seh1-associated complex; vacuolar membrane. Bases 141 to 4946 code for a protein of 1601 amino acids.